GGUGGGGAAGCAGGUAUAUCGGGUCCUGAUCAUCGAGGAAGAAGCAGCUGCAGAAUAGACUGUGCCCCCCUGCUGUGCGCUGCCAUGACACUGCUGUGGCUCUGGGUAGCAUUAAUUCCUCUUUCCGAGGUGCUGGGUAGCAGUUCAGCCAUAGCAGUAAGGAACUCAGUGUGCUGCCUGCCCGGAUGGUUAUCUAACUCUCAAGAGAAUUGUGCAGUCCACACCAAGCACAAGGAGGGGGGAAAAGAAGAAUUAGGAGGAGAGGGAAGUGGAAUAGAGAAUUCGGGUUUCAGAGUUUGAUAAUUAACUAUUAACAUUCCUUAAGUGUGUUUGUUCUACACAGUGAAUGUGCAGGAGGGGAGAAGGGGAUGUUACAAAGAGUGGCUGGGAGGUGACAGAGCAGCUGCUGCGGUGUUGGCAUGCCAUGGCCCUGUUGUGCCUGGGCUCCGGGCUGCCUGCCGGCAGUUGUCUUAGGCAGACUCCAUGCAUUAGCAGAAGAUGGAGCUGUGUCAGCCUGUAGCAAGUUUUUGUUCUUGCUGCUGACUCUUCCUGGGUGCUGUGGGACACACAAACUCAGAAGACAGAGCAUUGUUUGGGUUGCCAUUGCUACAGUCACCAGUUCCUCCCUGAGAGUUUGAGCCAAUGACUUGCUGAGAGUUUGUUGAGGAGUAGCAGGAGAGGAAGCAACAGUAUCUUUUAAACCCUCAGGGGUUUGUUUUUGUUGUUUGUUUGUUAGUUUGGGGCUUGGGUUUUUUCUUUUAUUGAAGAUUGCAGUCGACACAAAACACUGCAGAUUAAUGUUCUGACUUCUUUGUAAAACUAGUGCUUUCUGCCGUGUAGGCUUGAAAGGCUUUGAGCUCUGUUUGCUGUUUUGAACUCUUUGUUAGCAGGUUUACAGCCCAGAGAACUUGCAUAAGCAGCAAUCACGUGGGCCUGCUGUGGUCUGAGGUACUGCAGGAAGAAAACCAGGUUCCUUACAAAGAGAUCUUAUCUAGUUACCCGUCUUGUUGUAGUUUUCAGCUUUAUUCCCUGGUGCUGCAAUACACCACGAGCAAUUACACCCAAAGGACACCUGAAUGAUGCCACUGGCUCCAGCUGCUGAGGAAGUGGUUAACUUCAGUGUAUGAAUGCAGAGAGCUGUUUGCUCACUUUGGUCCAAAGCCUCUGCAGUCAACGGGAGGGUUCUAUUCCAGAGGACCAUUUCCAGCUUAGGUGAUGCUUUGAAAACUUCUCUAACAGAAGGUUGAAUACUACUUUUUUUUUUUUUUGACAAAGCCAUUCCCAUUUACAGUUAUUGAGAAGUGGUCUUCUCUGUUACUUGUGCUCUGCUGCAGAAGGCCAUCUAAUUUUGGUACUAAUUUUGAGACUUCAGUGUAUCUUGUAAAUCUAGGAAUGGAAAGUUAAGUACGUCUUAAUUUCCUUCUUAAAUAAUUCAAGUCUUUCUUAUAUGUGUGUCCUCUUCAUUGACCUUAAUAUCAUCAUCACCCUAAGCUGUAAGGUAGGUAGAGGUGAGGAAUGUCCUGUGCAGGAGCCUGGGCUGUCUGAAGACACUCCAUUCUACUGUUAUGUUUAUCAUGGGAAGGCAGGCAUCAAACUGCGUUUCAAAAAUUGAAUUGGAGUUGAUUUCAUCUCAUAAGAUCAGAACAUACGUUGAAGUACUUGGGAUAGUCCAGAAUGUUCCUUUUAGCUGUGAAUCAACUUCUGUUUCAUUGGAAGUAGCAAAGAAAAAUUAUCUGCUUCAUUUUCGUUUGAGUAAGAUAUCAAAAGGCAGGUUGAAUUUGUCUGCUCCUUUAGCUUGUCAAUGCUGAGCCUUAGUUCUGAUACUGAGGCCCUUUUUUCAUUUUAUAUUGUGUCUCCUAAGAAAGUUCUCCCUUUUUUGUAUCCUUUCAGGCAGAAUUAUAUUGCCUAAAAUGCCUCCUAAGGAAUUUGCUUACCAAAAAACGCAAUUACAGAAUUGCUCCCCUCUGAUUGUGACAGAGUUUAUUGAAUCCUCUACAGUUUUUUCAGUGCUCCUAAAAGCAAAAUGUACAUGGUUUUUUUUUUCCUGAAAGCAUCACAUUCCCUGUACUUGGAAGUUGAUGUUUUCAGUACAAGAGAGAUUUUGUAAGAGGAAAAAAAAAAAGAGUAAUUACUGAAGAGUAAUUAGAGAAAAGUAACCUGAGGGGAAAGAAGUUCUACUUACUCAUCAGUUGAGUGCCAUUAGCCAUGCAAAAAGUGAAAAAUAAUUUCCAUUGAAUGGGAAGAGUUGCACGUUUGUGUGGUCCGUCCGUAUCACAGCCAGACCUAGCUGCAGCAUCACAUUCAGGAGGGGUCAAAUACAUCCCGACUCACACUGAGCUGAAUCAGAAAAUGAACACAGAUCCCUCUGCAGUUGGAGGAGCUGCUCUUUCUGUGCAGACUCAGCUUUGAGGCUGCAGCUUUUUGAGGUGCUGCGCUGCCUGGCUGCUCCUUGGCCUUCCUCUAGGCAACAAAAAUGCAUUUAAUAUGUACGGCACGUAAGUUUGCACAGUGAGAGAAAGGCGGUGGUGUCACUGUGUGCAGGGCUGGUGUGCACUGCUGGAGGGGAGCAAGGCAUGGAUGGUUGGAGAAGGAGCCCUCUGCUUUUCGUUCUGACUUUUCCUGGAACAUCUGAAAUAGGAAGAGUUUUUUCCUAGAAUAGCAGGAAAUGGGCCUGGCUUACUAAAAGAAACGUGGUAAACUCUUCAAAAAUUAUGUUGCAAUUUUGAGUUCAUUUUACCACAUUCUGAGUUAAAAUUUAAAGAGGGUUAACAAGCAGCUCUUUGAACUUCAACCUUCAGGUUGACUGCAGCCUCAUGAGUGAAUUAUAGUUAACAAAUACAGUAUGCUGUUGUAUUUUCUAAGCAAAUACAUCAAUAAUAUGUGAUAGUCAUCAAACCAGUUUUGCAAAGUGAAUUGUGCCUGAAAAGCAACAAGCUGCAGUUAAAGGCGUGACCUACGUGUGGCUCAGAGAUUUUCCCAGGAGUCAAAACCAGCAGGACUCUUUUCACAUGACCCUAGCCUACAAUGUAGUUAUUUUUGCAGGAAAACCACUACUUUAGAAGUAUCAGCUGCUACUUUCACACUGUACAGAAUUGGGCAGCUGUAUAUGAUAAGCAAGCACAGCCAUGAGCAGAGUGACCGAGGUGAAGGUGUCGAAGUGGUGCAGAAUGAACCUUACGAGGAUCCAAACCAUGGCAAUGGUCAGCUAACAGAGAAACGUGUCUAUCUCAACAGCAAACUACCUAGCUGGGCUAGAGCAGUCGUUCCCAAAAUAUUUUAUGUUACAGAGAAGGCCUGGAAUUAUUAUCCUUAUACAAUCACAGAAUACACGUGUUCAUUUUUGCCUAAAUUCUCCAUUCACAUAGAGACAAAGUAUGAGGACAACAAAGGAAGCAAUGACAGCAUUUUUGACAAUGAAGCCAAAGAUCUGGAACGAGAAGUCUGCUUCAUUGAUAUUGCCAGUGAUGAAAUUCCUGAGCGCUAUUACAAGGAAUCAGAGGAUCCUAAAUAUUUCAAGUCACAGAAGACUGGGAGAGGCCAGUUAAAAGAAGGCUGGAGAGACACCCAUCAGCCAAUUAUGUGUUCCUACAAACUUGUGACUGUGAAAUUUGAAGUCUGGGGACUUCAAACCAGGGUAGAACAAUUUGUACACAAGGUGGUCAGAGAUAUACUCCUGAUUGGUCACCGACAGGCUUUUGCCUGGGUUGAUGAGUGGUAUGACAUGACGAUGGAUGAAGUCCGAGAGUUUGAACGAGCAACUCAGGAAGCUACCAACAAGAAAAUUGGCAUUUUCCCACCUGAAAUAUCUAUCUCUAACAUUUCCAUGCCUUCUUCAACCCGCAGUGCUCCAUCUAGUGCUCCAUCAACUCCUCUCUCUACAGAUGCUCCUGACUUCCUAACAGUUCCCAAAGACCGGCCUCGGAAAAAGUCUGCACCAGAAACCCUCACUCUUCCAGAUCCAGAGAAAAAGAAAAAUUAAAUUAACCCAGCAUGAUUCCUCCUGAUAAGCCAUGUUUACCACAGCAAGAAUAACAUAUUGUAGUUUCUAGGAAGAUCAUGGUGGUUCAUUGGUUGUUGAUGUUUGGAUUUUUUUGCUUAAAAUAAUUUUACUGUUGUGGAAAGACUGUUUCUUUCCUCAGACUUGAUCCUCAUAAUCUUCAGAGAAGUGCAUGCAAGAGAACAUAGUUUAUAUAUCUAAAGUAGUGUUCCAAGCCAUAUGGUACAUCUUACUGAGAUACGAUGAAGUCGUCUGAGGGGAACCCUAUAAAAGAAAAUCUUUCUAUAGCAGUAUCUCUAUGUACAAAUCCACAUCUAGGUCAUAGCAUUUAUAUUUAGGAAUAGGUAUUUAGUAAAGCUGCCAAGGACUUCUGAGGCAAAUCUGUGCCAACCAGAAUGCAGGGUUAACAGGAAAAAAAAGCUCCCGUUUUCUUCUUUUUUAACUGAUUUUAAAAUCCUUCCUGUUCUCAGGCUUCCCAUGUGUAUUCAUAAACCUUUGACCUGCAACUCAUUGUACUUGAACACCAGUAACAAUCACUCAGAAUCAUAUCGUGCUUAAUACGACUCAGGAUUUGGGGCAUAGCUAACAAAAAUGAAACUUUUCAAACCUAAAAUAUCACUGUAUGAAGCCCCAAUUGUAAUUAAUUAUACUGACUUUGAGGCCAUUUAAGUAUUUCUAUCUUGCACAGAAUUUGUAAAAGAAACCACGUAUUUCUUGUAGAUAAUGUAUUUUAAUAGCUCUCCCCUGUCCUUUUGUGAUAAAAAAGUUCAUAUUGGUGUUCGUCAGUGGUGUUCUGUGUACAAGAUUGGGAUAAAAAGCAGCUAAAUUGAGCCAGUUAAGAAGGAAAACCAAUGAAUUCUGUCUUGUCUGCUCUGGAAGAAGAGUGGUAGUUACCUUGUAAGACCUUGAAUGUAAAGGAAAGAAAAUAUGAGACUCUUUUUUCUUUCCUGCCUCUCAUCUUUCCUAAACAGCACAAUCUCUACUGUCAGAAAGCUGGCUCUAGGUUUUACCACUGUCUCUAGGGCAGGGGUGAAUAAAAUCAAUCACUUGAAAAAGCAAAUGAAUCUUGGGGCUUCUCAGUCCCACAUAGGGUGGCAUUAAGGAAACAGAAGUGCUCCUCCUGGUCUGCAUGUGAAAUCAUUCUUCAAUCUCAGGAAUUAAAAUACAGAAAGGAUGCUUCCCAGUAUGGAAGUGUAGAUUGUGGGGGGAAGAGAAAAUGCAUUUCAGAAGUGUUCUCUUCCUUCAUUUCUUAUCAAAAAGUAAACUCAGUGAAAAACCUUCCCUCUGACCCCCCAUUUGGGGUACUUUGUUCUCUUUCAUACUAAUUGCUAUUUAAUUAAUGUUGUCAGUAUCUAUCUCAAUUGGUAGCUGUAGUAGGCAUUAAAUACGCUGGUGUUCUAUUCCCAGUGAAUGAUAGCUAUUACCUGAAUCGUAUGAUUAAAGUGAGUAAUGUUUUGUACCACUGGUGGUGAUGUACAUGGAUGCAAAUAAGUCCUCCAGAGCUGAACUAUCACUGAAUAUUGAACAAUCAGUUUGGGGAUGGCCUUUUACCUCUACAGGAAGUUUGUGCCAUCUUCUCUGCACAAUGCUAUGAUUUGACUGGCUUAAAUGCACUGAACUUCUCAAUGGCUGUAGAUCCAGUAGGAGUUAUGUUGAAUAUGUGGUAUUUCUAGAGUAGUUGUAGUAGCAGGAAAGGUGAUUCUGCUGUCAACCUGCACUGAAAACGAGUGUAUAUUUGUUUGAUAGUUUAAACCCUGUAGCUAGCAAAAUCCAGAAGCUCUUCGUAGGUUAGCUAUGAUCUGACUUCAUGUAUUUUCCCACUGACUGUCCAUGUUUUAUGUUGUGUUUCCCAGAGGUUGUAAUUCUGUGUAGUUAGUAAACUAACAGGUGAUAAUUUUUUGUUUGAAAAAAGCUACUGUGAUGCUGCAGUCAAAACUUUCCUUUGUUAGUAAAUGAUUUAAUCUUAAAAUUGUGAAAAAUAAUAAUAGUUAUAACUGGUCUAAUAUUUUUAUUAUUUUUUAUUUAGCAGCAUGAUUGAAACAUUGGCUGAGAAGGGAAACUUUGGAAAAGAUAAAGCAUUGAUUUGGAAAAGAUAAAACGUAUCAAAAUAGUUUGGGUCACCUCUGCCUAUUGAUAGUCUUAUUUUUUAAAGAAUUUGUUGUUUGCCCAAGAAGGAAUUGCCCAGCUCUAGUCGUCAUUUCUUUGAGCUUAUGUGUUACUGUUUUUAUAUAAGUUUUGGCAUCUGGGUUUGACACAAAUUAUUAGACCAAAGCAGUCAUAUCUUGUAUUUAACUGAUUCAUUUCUAAUGCCAUGUGGAUAUGUUGAUUAUCAUAUAGGUUUUGGAGAAAAGGCAUGUAUGAUAAUUACAAAGAUGUCUGAAUAGGACACAACUUACCAGCUGCAUGACAAAUACUGUUGGAGAAAGAUGCUGAUCAUGUUAUGAACAAAAUGCCAGACUGCUUAAUGCUGUGCCACCUUUUGCAUGUGCUGCUGCCAUAGCCCUACUACCACACAGUACUGCUUUAUAGGAGUGCCAGAUUUAUUGACCAAACAACUUGAAUUCACAGCUGGCCAGACUGAGGUUCAUGAUUAUCCACAUUACCUCCUUUUUUUCACUAAAGAAGGCAAAUAAAAAGAUGUAGAGUCUCAUUGCUUUGGGUAAGAAAUAUCCUAGGCUUUGCACUGCUUGUGCUUGUAACCUCUGCUGUGUUCUGCUUUGUUUUCCCCAUCAGCCAGCAAUUAACCAGUUUGCCCAGAAGAACUUUAAAUAUCAUCUCUUUUCCUGUGUGUGGUGGUUGUUGGUUUUUUUUGUUUGUUUUGUUUUGUUUUGUUUUGUUUUACAUUUCUAUGUAGGAUCGAAUUUUUCCAGCAAAUAUUCCCAGCAAACACAAAAUCACAAAAAAAUCAAAUCAAAUCAAAUGGAAAGGAAGGUCAGAAUACUUCAGUAACAUCUUCAGACAAAAGGGUUGUUUCCGUUACUGAUUUUAUCACAGUGCUUUCUCUUGUUUUUCCAAACUAUUUAUACGAGGAGAAAAAAUGUAUUUUGCACGUGUUACUGCUUCUUUUGCAUCAAUAAAUUAUGUGGUUAGUGAAUAUGCUCUUAAGAGUAUUUUGGCACACAACAAAGCUGAAGAGGCACAGUAGCUGUGUUCUUAUUCUCUGCCAGGGCGAAGAAUUACAUGAUACAGCUCUGCUAGACUUGUAUCUGCUAGAACAGGAAGUUUUCAGUAAGGAGAAUACAGUUCAGAGCAAAUAAGAUGAUUAGUUUGUUUGGGUUUCUAUUAAAGCCUUCUCCCAGCUUUGCUCCUGUUUCAUAGAGAGCAAUUAAAAUAACUGACAGUUCGUUGCGGUCUUUAGAACAGUAGGUCUCCUAAUAAAUUCAAGAAGGGGGUACCUGUAAAGACAACGAGGAGCAGCACAUUCCUGAAACACAUGCUGAGGGAUUUCUUAUGAAUGUAGUUGUCCGUUUUGUAAAUGACUGGAUAAAUCCUGUGGAAAGAAACUAUUUGACCUUAUUCUUUGGCUUUUUUGAUUAUUCUGGAAGGUGAUUUUGUCACAUCUAGUAGCCAAUUUGCAUUAAUUGCUGCUGUAGAGAAUUUGAAACAGAAAUGUUUGUUCCUUGACUUUUAUUUUGUAACAAGACUGCGAAAUUCGUUAAAACUGCUUUGAAGCUUGCUGCAGUGUAACUUCAGAACAAUGUGUUAGCAUUUGAAAUACGCCAAAUGAGUAUGCUUUUUAAGAGUUAGUGAGCACAGUAAGAGAGAAUUCAUGAUCUUAUCAAUAGGAGCUUUUCUGUUUCCAUUGUUUGGACUUGGUUUUAUAUGUGUAAGUUAAAAUUGCUAAGUAAGUCUAACAAUGUUUUGCUUUAAAUGAACAGCAUGAUCAUUGAAUUACAAUCUCCUGUAGUCUUAUGGUGUCACUUUAAGAAGUUUCAUUGUUUUUAUUUCAUUUCUGUGGUUAUUCCCUUUGACUCUGAAUGUCCGGUAAUUCAUUUCUUUUAUUUAGAACUAUGAUAGCUACAUUAGGCAAUACAUUACUACCAUCAGAGAAGGACCAAGUUUCGAAUUGCUCUGCAUGUUAAAUAAUGCAAGGCUAAGCAGGAGAAUUUGAUUGUCAUAUUUUUCAUCCAUUUUACACAGUUUCUGAUUUUUCCAAGUUAUUUAUUAUUUUUAAUAUUGUAUUUUCCCUCGUGUUUUGUUGUAAAUAAACUGCCAACAACUAUUCUUUACAA
This is a messenger RNA of Gallus gallus (chicken), 8229 nucleotides long. It is a transcript of the gene PITPNC1, whose product is annotated as phosphatidylinositol transfer protein cytoplasmic 1. Gene Ontology annotation, cellular component: cytoplasm. Gene Ontology annotation, biological process: phospholipid transport. The coding region runs from base 3107 to 3979 and encodes 290 amino acids. NCBI's taxonomy places the organism in Eukaryota, Metazoa, Chordata, Aves, Galliformes, Phasianidae. The record is from RefSeq and is a predicted model, not a curated record. The transcript is spliced from 10 exons. Gene Ontology annotation, molecular function: phosphatidylinositol transfer activity; phosphatidylinositol binding.